AUGCAUCGUUAUAAAAUGAAGCCUUUUAAAAAUUUCCCCCAGACUGUUAUACCCGGUGAUCUUAUAUGUCCAAUAUUUGAUGUUGAUGAUGAUAACAAGCAAGAAGUGGUAAUACGCUUCCUAACGGGCACUGGCUGUAAACAGGAGAAUUUUAGAGUUAACGGCAAGAACGUUGAUAUUAUCGUAGCCACAUUAAAAGGUUCUGUAUCUGUGGAAGAAGUUCCAGCAGAUAUUAUCGAAGACGACGAUCAAGAAGACUCAGAGAAUACGACGUUUGUAGAAUCUCAUGAGACCACCGGAGGGGAUGCAAGCUCUGGCAAUAGUAGAGUUAUAAAAAGUUUCAAAGUAUCAGUAUCAAAUCCUAGCAAGUUUGCUAGCAAGUAUGUUGAUGACCAGUUUGUCAAUAACCUUCCGCAAGAGGGCGAUAUCGUACUGGCGAGGGUGACCAGAAUCAGUUUGCAAAGAAUAACAGUUGAGAUUUUAGCAGUUGAGAAUUCGCCCUUGCCGAUCGACUCUGGUGUCGGAAGCAAUGGGACUGGCAUAAUUGCUGCUGCUGGUGGAUCUGGUGCGUCUACGUUUUCCGUUUCGCAAGUGUCCGCGGAUUUGGGAGAAACUUUUAGGGGCAUAAUUAGAUCCCAAGAUGUAAGGGCCACUGAUAGAGAUAGAGUAAAAGUUAUGGAAAGUUUUAAACCUGGGGAUAUAAUACGUGCUCAAGUGCUCUCACUUGGCGAUGGUACCCAUUACUAUUUAACUACAGCAAGGAAUGACUUGGGCGUGGUGUUCGCUAAGUCUUCUAACGGAGCUGGAGAACAGAUGUAUGCAAUUGAUUGGCAGACAAUGAUUUCACCAAAGACCGGAGUCGCUGAGAAACGAAAAUGUGCAAAGCCCUUCUAA
Messenger RNA from Kluyveromyces lactis, 894 nucleotides. RefSeq names its product exosome non-catalytic core subunit CSL4 (gene CSL4). The record is from RefSeq and is a predicted model, not a curated record. The coding region runs from base 1 to 894 and encodes 297 amino acids. Gene Ontology annotation, cellular component: cytoplasm; nuclear exosome (RNase complex). The transcript has a single exon. Lineage: Eukaryota; Fungi; Ascomycota; Saccharomycetes; Saccharomycetales; Saccharomycetaceae. Gene Ontology annotation, biological process: RNA processing. Gene Ontology annotation, molecular function: RNA binding.